AUGACCAGGUUAAAUGAAUGGAAUCACGUGAGCACUCAAGACAAUCCAGCCGAUUUAAUAUCGCGCGGUUGCGGUGCCGAUCAAAUAAUAAAUAAUGAUUUAUGGUGGGAGGGCCCUCAUUGGCUCGCCGAUAAUUCCGAAAACUGGCCAAAAUCAAAGAUCAACGUUAACGCCGGUAUAAUACCGGAAGCAAAAGAAAAAAUCACUUUAUUGGUAGAACCCGUAAAUGAAAACUUAAUUAAAAAUUAUUCAUCGUGGAAUAAAUUAUUACGAGUGUUUGCUUAUUGUUUACGUUUUAUUAAAAUCCGUGUCAAAAAACUUGAAGUCAUUGGUCCUAUUCAACUCGAAGAACUACGAGCAGCUGAAAUUGCCGUUAUCAAAAUAACACAAUCAUACUACUGGUCAAGUGAAAUAAAUGGUUUAAUAAAUAAUUCUAUUCUGCCGAACAACAGUAAAUUGAGAAAUUUGCAACCUUUUUUAGAAAAUGGAAUUAUGAGAGUCGGUGGUCGAUUAAAAAAUGCUCUAUAUUUAGACCAAUUUCAACGUAGUCCUAUUUUAAUACCUCAAAAUAGCGCUAUUGCAAAUUUAAUAUUGCAAAAUGAACAUGAAAAAUUGAUGCAUGCCGGUCCUCAAGCUAUGUUGGCCAAUACACGAUUGAAACUCCGACCUAUUAUAGUGGAACCUAUAAUGGGAAAUUUACCAGCGGAACGCCUAGAACCAUGUCGAGCUUUUAAAAAAUGCGGAGUGGAUUUCGCCGGUCCAAUCACAAUCAAAACCAGUUUGAGAAAAAAGGCAGCAGUGACUAAGGGCUACAUUUGCGUCUUCGUUUGUUUUAGUACUCGUGCCGUCCACAUAGAACUU
Molecule: messenger RNA, 861 nt
Organism: Acyrthosiphon pisum (pea aphid)
Lineage: Eukaryota; Metazoa; Arthropoda; Insecta; Hemiptera; Aphididae
Exons: 2
Molecular function (GO): nucleic acid binding
Source: RefSeq, a predicted model, not a curated record